AGUUAUUUUUUGAACAUCUGAUUGGACAGCUGUGUUGGAACGUCAGCCACACACGGAACCGUCGCUGUUUAAUGACGAAAGCGACCUGGAUUGAAAUAUGGCCGAACGCGAAGCAUUGGAAAGGGAGAUAGAGAAGUUACAAAACCUUAUUAAGGACCACAAGAGAGUUCAUGGUGAUGCCCCGUCAAGUUCAACUCGGGGAUUUUCUACAAAACGUGGCCUGGGAAGGGGUCAGGGUCACAACCCAUAUUACGCCACCUCAUAUUCACAUCAGCCGCAGCCAUAUGCACCUCACUCCUCCAGCCAAUGGAAGAAAAAAUACUCACUCAACAACAAGACCACCAGAGCUCCUGGAGGAAGAGCCUCACAGAUUUCUGAGCCGAAUCUAAACAAGACCGGACAAGUCAAGGGUGCGGCACCUGAUGCUUGCUCUCUCUCUGGUGUCAGUAAGGUUUUACACGAGGGGACGCAUAAGGCAAGCACGGUGCCUUCAUGCAGCGUCAUGGGAAAGGAGUCAUCACGAGGGAAUAACAGAGUCCCAGCUGAUGGUGGGGACAGAACAGUAUUAAAACCAAGGACUAAUAUUGAGUCCAUCACAGACCUGUCAGAGUCGGCUUUAGUAAAGUGUGGACAACAGAGUGGACUUGAUGGGAAGAUGAGACAAAGUGCAACAUCAGAUAUAAGGUGUUCAGCUACUUCAGCUGUUCUUUUAUCUGAGGAGUCCAGUGCCUUUAACAAAAAGCGGACUGCACUGCCCCAAGUGAAAUCCUACCUCACAAGGACUGUUUCAAGUAAUAGGACUGUAAUAAUGGCUACUAAAGACUUACCAACUCUGACUUCCUCUGUGCCUACAGCGAAAGUUAGGCUUAAAGCAGAUUUGGCUCCAGAGAUUCAGGCAGCUUUGUCUCCUCAUAAGACAUCUCGGUUUACCUGGGUGAAGAGCCAAGAGACGGAGACCAGCCAACCAAGAUCAGAGAUCCACCAGUUUCCACCAAGCUCAGUUUCAGCGUCUACUGCUUCUCCAGUGGUGGCCAAACACACCCACACUUCUAGCAAGAAGCUUCAUCGCAAGCUCAGUUUUUCCCCCAGCACCCCUAGGACCUCGAAGUACUCUUGGGUGUCGUCCUCCUGUUCCCCUACAGCAGCUGCCAAAUCAGCCAUAGCUAAACUCCCGCACAAGCUCUUUUCACCCAAAGCUCUUAAGGUGCCUGGAAAAACAGCAAAGGAGGGACUAGAAGGCAAGAAACUCACCACUACCGCUGUCAUAUCAAAGAGGGCUAAAGUCAGUGGAGGUGCUUCUACAUCUCACACGAGCCACGGCAGUCGCUACCGCUGGAAGGCAGUUGCAGCAACCUCCACCGCGGUUGUGCGGGGGACCACGCCGAGGUCUUCUCGAAAGAGCUCAGUGUACCGAUGGACUGCGCAGAAGGACGAGAAGGAGUCGGCAUCACCGGCAUCUCGAGUCCAGCACAGUCCUUCCACUCCUCUGCCUAGCAGUGGAUUCAAGCUGAGGAGCAGAACCAAGAUCAUCAGGCGAUGCAGCAACAGUCCUACUUCAGAGAGGAGACCUAGUGUCAGUGUGGUGACCGUCAGGAGUCGGUAUUCACUGCGCAGGAGGACACACAUCUCUGUUAAGACCCCCAGCAUGGUCAGAAAAGGCCACUCCAGAGUGCUCGUCUCUUUGGGCAGGCAUAAACUUCAGCGUCUUUCUCCAUCCAGCUCCGUCACUGCUCCAUGGAGCUCAAAAACAGGCCCAUUCUCUCUGUCAGUACGGAAUCCGGCAUCUCACAGGGUCAUUAAAACCCGCUACAAGAUUGACACACGUAGGGCACACCUCCAGCACCACAACGCUGCCCUCUCCUACAGAGCCAAGAGAGUCCAGUCAGCUAGAUUUCUGUUGCAGUCCCGUCUGCGUGCGACCCCAGACAGGCAGUGGAGAGGGCGGGGCAUGAGGUGGAUUGGCGGGGCGCUCUACAGAGUCUCGGCCAAUAAGCUUUCCCGCACACACACUCCUAGCACCCCAUCCAACAGAUCAGGAAAGUUGUUCAGUCCUCAAGAAGUAUCCUCUGGCAGCAGCACAUGUAGGACCUCCAACACACGGCAUGUGGCCAGUCGGGCGGUGCAGAAGAGUCUGGCCAUCAUUCGCCAGGCUCGGCAGAAGAAACAGCAGGCCAAAAACUACUGCAUGUACUACAACCGCUUUGGCAAGUGUAACCGUGGCACAGCCUGCCCCUAUAUCCAUGAUCCUGAUAAAGUUGCCGUUUGCACAAGGUUUCUUAGGGGCACGUGUAAGCAGACAGAUGGGACGUGUCCAUUCUCACACAAAGUGUCCAAAGAGAAGAUGCCUGUGUGUUCAUACUUCCUGAAAGGAAUCUGCAACAACAGUAGCUGCCCCUACAGCCACGUCUAUGUGUCUCACAAAGCGGCCGUGUGUCAAGACUUCAUCAGGGGCUACUGUCCUCAGGGAGAGAAGUGUAAGAAGAAACACACGCUCGUGUGUCCAGACUUCUCCAGAACUGGUGUGUGUCCCCAAGGGACUAAGUGUAAACUGCUGCACAGACAGAGGCUCAAGCGUGCCGGAUCCAGCCUGAGCUCGGGCUCAGGUAAAAGAGCCCGCAGCCGAGAAUCAACAAAAAGUCCCAGGCCAGAACCAGAGUCCACUCCAGCAGAGGAAGGCACACCUAAGACUGGUCCUGCAAAGCUGCCCUCCUUCAUCUCUCUGUCCAGUUCCCCUGAGACGCCAGAGGGUGGAGUGAGCCCUUCAUGCCCCCCAGGAGCAGGGGCAGAGGGCACAGGCAAGAAGCUGCACAUCAAGCCUCGCUUCUAGAGCCAAAACUGAUGCUGAAAACCCUCUGCAGUCCCUUCCACACACAGAUGAUGGUUAAUCAGCCGGAAUGCUCUGGCUCAACUGUGGCAAGUUUGUGACUGCCAGAAAAUAUUCAUAAAAUGCUUCCAAAUUAUUAAUUACUCUACAUGUUACAGUGCUUACUGUAAUUAUACAGAAUUACUGUAUAAUUACUGUAUAAUUACUGUAUAAUUUGGCAUAGAAUAGACCAGAAAUAUGCUUGGUACUGCAGGUAAGUGAUAAAUGUCCGGCUAUUUGACUCCUAGCGUGUCUCAAUCUGGAGAGUUUAGUCACCAGGCUUUUUUUUGGUUUUAUUACUAUUUUGACUUGAUAUUUAACACAUUGCAGGUGCCUUUUUUGAGGUAGUGCAUCUCAGGGACUUUUGUUGUGCAUGUGUCACUUUUAAAACAUUUAACACAUAAUUUCAGCCAUUUGUAUUAGAGAAAAUUGUAUUUUAUUGCAUAGUAUUUAAGUUUGUGGUUUUAUUUGUACUUUAAAACAAAAACCUAAAAAUUUCCCAUUAAAGAUGUAAA
Messenger RNA from Pangasianodon hypophthalmus (striped catfish), 3378 nucleotides. RefSeq names its product zinc finger CCCH-type containing 3 (gene zc3h3). Gene Ontology annotation, cellular component: nucleus. Bases 98 to 2827 code for a protein of 909 amino acids. Lineage: Eukaryota; Metazoa; Chordata; Actinopteri; Siluriformes; Pangasiidae. Gene Ontology annotation, molecular function: metal ion binding. The transcript has 12 exons. The record is from RefSeq and is a predicted model, not a curated record.